AAGCAUACGUUUAGACAGAGUAUAUAUGGAUUCUGCAAAGGGUUGGUUUCAGAAGCGGCAAAUGCGUGGAGGGUCGAGGUAUAAAGGUGGCUCAGGUGGUGGAGGUAGUAUUGGCUCUGCCGAUGAGCAGCCCAACGUGGAAACUGAUGAAGAAGCUGUCUCAAACACUACCAAACAGAAAGUUGCAGCAGCUAAACAGUACAUUGAAAAUCAUUACACAGAGCAGAUGAAGAUUCUGCAAGAGAGGAAAGAAAGGCGAAGCAUGCUAGAGCAGAAGCUGGCAGAUGCUGAUGUCUCUGAAGAAGAUCAAAACAAUCUUCUCAAGUUUCUGGAGAAGAAGGAGACAGAGUACAUGCGCCUUCAACGCCAUAAGCUAGGCGUUGCUGAUUUUGAUUUGCUUACAAUGAUUGGGAAAGGUGCAUUUGGGGAGGUCAGAGUUUGUAGAGAAAAGACGACAGGUCAAGUUUAUGCAAUGAAAAAGCUCAAGAAGGCGGAGAUGCUUCGCAGAGGCCAGGUUGAGCAUGUGAGAGCAGAGAGGAACUUACUUGCGGAAGUGGACAGUAACUACAUAGUGAAGCUUUACUGUUCGUUUCAAGAUGAUGACCAUCUUUACCUUGUGAUGGAGUAUUUGCCUGGUGGGGAUAUGAUGACUCUCCUGAUGCGCAAAGAUACUUUAACAGAUGAUGAGGCCAAGUUCUAUGUCGCUGAGACAGUUCUCGCUAUCGAGUCCAUCCACAGGCACAAUUACAUCCACAGGUUCUUUCAGAAGCCUGGAUCAGGCGCUCCAAAACGAACACAGCAGGAACAACUUGAACAUUGGCAGAGGAACAGGAGAACGCUUGCUUAUUCCACAGUUGGCACACCGGAUUACAUAGCUCCAGAAGUUCUAUUGAAGAAAGGCUAUGGAAUGGAGUGUGACUGGUGGUCUCUCGGAGCUAUCAUGUAUGAAAUGCUAGUAGGAUAUCCGCCGUUUUACUCAGAUGAUCCUAUGUCAACCUGUAGAAAGAUAGUAAACUGGAAAAGUCAUUUGAAGUUUCCGGAGGAAGCAAUAUUGUCGCGGGAAGCAAAAGAUCUUAUCAACAGCCUCUUGUGCAGUGUCAGACGUAGGCUUGGUUCCAAAGGUGCUGAUGAAAUAAAGGCUCAUCCAUGGUUUGAAACGGUUGAUUGGGAUACAAUAUUUGAUAUGGAUGCAGCUUUUGUUCCAGAGGUGAAUGACGAUUUAGACACUCAGAAUUUUGAGAAGUUUGACGAGUCCGAAUCUCAGACUCAGACAUCAUCCAAGUCCGGCCCAUGGAGGAAGAUGUUGUCGUCAAAGGACAUAAACUUUGUAGGGUACACUUACAAGAACUUCGAAAUCGUUAAUGAUUACCAAGUUCCUGGAAUGGCGGAGUUAAAGAAGAAGAACAAGUUGAAGCGACCAAUGGUCAAAUCACUCUUCGACAGUGGAUCAUCAGAGACAUCGGAUUCGUCGGAAACAACAACGAGAUCGGCCUGUGAUCGGCCACCUCCUACUCCUCCGAUGGUUCAGGGAAGCUUUCUGAAACUUCUGCCACCAGAACUUGAAGUGAGGCCAAAGCAGGAAGGAUCCGAAGCUUGC
Thlaspi arvense is the source of this 1597-nucleotide messenger RNA. Lineage: Eukaryota; Viridiplantae; Streptophyta; Magnoliopsida; Brassicales; Brassicaceae. The record is from the annotation of a GenBank genome assembly.